ACCAUAGAGUACCGGCCUCUUCCGCCCGCCGGCCCUCACGCCCGGUUCUGCUGCCGCCCCCCCGGGACCCCCGGCCCCGCCAUGGAGCCCCUCCUGAGGAGCUGGCGGCUCCCGGCGCUGCGCGGCCGGCGCCACGGCAGCAGGCCGGGGCAGGGCGCGGCGGGCGGGGCGAGGCGGCGGCUGCUGCUGCUGUCGCAGCUUUUCCAGCCCCUCAACCUGAAGGCGAGCGGCGAGGCGGCGGGGGACGGCAGGGCCGGAGAGCCCACCUGCCGGAGCCAGAAACUGAUGCUGCAAGGGGGGCUCAUCCACCCCGCCAGCCCCGGCUGCUACCACUACCUGCCGCCCGCCGUCCGCGCCAUGGAGAAGCUCGUCAGGGUGGUGGACGAGGAGAUGGAGGCCGUGGCGGGGCAGAAGCUGAACAUGCCCAGCCUGAGCUCGGCCGAGCUGUGGCGUGCCAGCGGCCGCUGGGACCACAUGGGGCCGGAGCUUUUUCGGCUGGUGGAUCGGCACAGCAAGGGCUACUGCCUGGGCCCCACGCACGAAGAGGCGGUGACAGAGCUGGUGGCCGCGCAGAGCAACCUGUCCUACAAGCAGCUCCCGCUGCGCCUCUACCAAGUAACCAGGAAGUUUCGGGAUGAGCCCAAGCCCCGCUUCGGCUUGCUGCGCAGCCGGGAGUUCUACAUGAAGGACAUGUACACCUUCGACGCCUCCGAAGAGGCGGCGCGGCAGAGCUAUGACCUGGUGUGCGGUGCCUACCGCAGCCUCUUCGACCGCCUGGGUCUGCCCGUCGUCAGAGUGCGGGCGGCCACGGGCAGCAUCGGCGGCACCGAGUCCCACGAGUUCCAGCUGCCGGCUGACAUCGGCGAGGACAGGCUGGCGCUGUGCCCUGCUGGACAUUUUGCAGCCAACGUGGAAAUGUUAAACGGGGAGCAAACGUCAUGCCCCACGUGCAGGGAAAAACUCAUCCAGACCAGAGGGAUCGAAGUGGGGCACACGUUUUAUCUGGGCACCAAGUACUCCUCGGUCUCCAACGCUGUCUUUUACUCCCCCGAGAACAAACCCCAGCUGCUGGAAAUGGGUUGCUACGGCCUGGGGAUCACUCGCAUCCUGGCGGCCUCCAUCGAGGUGCUCUCUACGGAGGACAGCAUCCGCUGGCCGAGCCUCAUCGCACCCUACCAGCUCUGCUUCGUUCCCCCCAAGAGAGGCAGCAAGGAGGAGGAGGAGGAGGGAGCCGUGCUGCUGGAGCGGCUGUACGACCACCUUGCCGAGGCACUGCCCCACCUCGCUGGCGACUCGGUGCUGGAUGACAGGACACAGCUGACCAUCGGCAAAAGGCUAAAGGACGCCAACAAGCUGGGUUAUCCCUACGUGGUCGUGGCCGGGAAGAGGGUUUGUGAGGACCCCCCGGUCUUUGAGGUUUGGGACCAGAAUGCCGGCGACGUUUUUUUCCUCACCAAGGAAGGUGUCACUGAGUUGCUAAGUAAAGUGCAAAUCCCUUAAA
This is a messenger RNA of Tyto alba (common barn owl), 1501 nucleotides long. It is a transcript of the gene PARS2, whose product is annotated as prolyl-tRNA synthetase 2, mitochondrial. The transcript has a single exon. Gene Ontology annotation, biological process: prolyl-tRNA aminoacylation. The coding region runs from base 82 to 1500 and encodes 472 amino acids. Gene Ontology annotation, molecular function: proline-tRNA ligase activity; ATP binding. Lineage: Eukaryota; Metazoa; Chordata; Aves; Strigiformes; Tytonidae. Gene Ontology annotation, cellular component: cytoplasm; mitochondrion. The record is from RefSeq and is a predicted model, not a curated record.